Molecule: messenger RNA, 204 nt
Organism: Paramecium sonneborni
Lineage: Eukaryota; Ciliophora; Oligohymenophorea; Peniculida; Parameciidae
Source: the annotation of a GenBank genome assembly
AUGGAGUUGAUGAAAAUUUUUAUCAUAAAGAAUUCACAUUAUAUGGAUAAAAAUAGAAAUUUGGAAGUACUAAUAAUGGAAUUCUCAUAUGAUAAAAAUUUAAAAUUGGAUAUUUUGUUGAAAAACAUGGGUAGAAAUCUCAAUUAAUUUCAUAUUACUAAACUAAAAAGUCCUAAAAUGAAAUUUGAAGAAAUUAACUCAUGA